UUCGAAUCCACUUGAACUAGUGUAGUCAUGUAGCUGGACUUCUAAAAUUGAUCGACAACAGAUACCACUUAACGUGCAUUAUUGGUCAGGAAUGGAUUCAUGAAUAUCUUUUAAUCGAUUAUUGAUCUUCUGGAAGGACAAUUCUUAUAUAUUUCAGAGAUUAAGUCCAAGCAUUUUACAUCGAAAUGCCCAUUUCCCAUAAUACCGUAAAUGGGUGGAAUAAUUUACCACAUCUUGUUGUGUCAAGGCUUUCUGUUAACGCUUUAAAAGAUAUUGGAACUAAAUUGUACUGUCAAUCCCGUAUCAUUUGACCUUCUAUCCAAACCGUCGAAGACUAGGGAUAUUGGACUUUGGGUAUGCGCGCGCUUACCGAAUACUUUGGUAUUUCUUCAAGACUGAUGCAAUGUGGAAAUGAAUUAAACAUUCUUUUAACACAUGUUACUUAGAUGAUGAGCUGCUUCCCGUACGGCCAUAGAGGCAAUGCCUCUUCUCAGUUCGAGAGGUCCGAAGUAACACAGAAUUGGGUGACUAAUCCUACACAUGGUACUGAUACUACAGGUGGCAGAACACCUGCACCACCCUUAAGGACAACAAGCGCACCUCUUGGAAGUUCCAUUGAAAAUAUAUCCUUUAAACCGAAUAAACCAUUACCACUUACACCAGUGGAAGAAGAAAAACGUGACAAAAAGAAAUACAAAAGUAGUGCCAGUAAACUUGGAAAAUUCAAACCAUCUAUUAUGCUAAAUAUAUCAGCACCAGUCAAUGUUAUGCAUAAAGUACACAUUACAAUAGAUCCAGUUACUGGUGAAUUUGAGGGUAUGCCUCCAGAAUGGUCUCACAUGUUAACGGUGGCAGGCAUCACAAAAUGGGAACAACAACAAAAUCCAACUGUUGUACUAAAUGUGUUAAAUUUAUUGAGUAGAAAAGAUGAUACUCCUCAAAAAUAUAUGACAAGUAUUAUAGGACCACCAAGUGCAUUGGAUCUGUCUUCAACUGAUCAAAUUAACACUUCAAACGAUUCAAAUAUUAGUCAAGCACUUUCAUUACCAGCAUCAAAUUGUACCAAAUGUUGUACACCGGAUACAGAACGUGUUACCUCAUUAACUAGAAUAUCAUGUUCAGUUGAUGUCGGACCAAGAAGUAGCAGUUUAAGCAGUGGUCGUGGCAGUAGUGAAGGUAUUGGAAGUCGAAGUGGAAGUGGUAGUGGUGGUGCUGUUAGUCGAAGUAGUAGUAGCGGUCAUGGAGGUGUUGGUGGUUCCAGUGGUAUCCAAAUGUCUGGAAUGGUUCUUAGUCCUUCUGGUAGUUCCAAUGUAGCUAUUCCUCCGUCAAGUAGUUACAGUAGUUCAGGUAGUAGUUAUUCUUCAAGUACAGGAAGUGGGCCAGCACCACCAGCCGUCAUCAAUGGAGUUGAACUUGUACCUGCACCGCUUCUUCCGCAUAAAUUAUCAUUUAGUCCUUCAGGUCAAGCGUUAAAUUAUUCUGCAAUAUCUAAUCCAUCUAUGGAUAACGCAGCUAACACAACUCUUCUUAAUUCGAUAUCUGAUUCCCAAGCAAUUCAUCAAUCUUCACUUACCUUACCUCCAUUAGCCCCAGCGCUUCAUAAUCAUACAUGCGUCGUUGGAAACACUACUUGCACACCUGGUUCUUAUCAACAUCAUCAUCAUUCUAAUAUGGUAUCUCAUAGAGGGGCUACUGAACCCGGGAUCCAUUCAGAUCAUGAAAUAAGAUCAGUAACUAUGGGCUCCUCUACUAAUUUAAGCACUGUCACGAGCAUCAAUAAUCGUUCUAUGCCGCCUCAUCCAUCUCCUUAUGUGAUGCAACCAUCUUCAUCAUCAUUGUCCUCUAAACAAUCCAAUCUAGAUUUUAUCAACCAAACAAAUAAAAAAACUCCCUGGCGUCCACAAAUUCAUUCACAUUUAAGUAAUCCACCACCCCCUUUAUCACCUGGUCUACCAAGACGAUUUGCUGAUGGCAUUCUAUCACCUCCUGACAUUUCUAACAAUGCAACUAUUCAAUAUUGUUCUUCAGGUCAGUCAUCCCCUUCUCCAGCAGGAUCUGCAACUCCGGUACCUACACCACGACGUGAAUCACUUGCUGGUACACCUUCUUGUCAACGAACAAUUUUACCUUUAAAUAAUAAUACUAAUAAUACUAUAAUUGUCAAUAAUAGUGGUGUACAUCCACCACCAAUUGCUACACGUCCCGAGAAAACAAAAUCCAUAUACACUCAACCAGUUGGUGAAGAUAUCAAUUCAACCAUUCAACCCAUCAAUUAUAACGAUGAUUCAUCUAUAAGUAUCAAUUCAACAUCAGUACAACUUCCAAAUGUUUAUUUACAAUCAACUGAUCCUACUAUUUUAUCAAUGAAAAAAUCUAAUUCUUAUGAAUUCGAUGAUGAAUCUACAACAAUGUUAUUAACUAAUAAUAAUAAUACACCUACUAUCCCUACUAUUGUAGAUGAUCAUAAUAAAAUGACAAAUUCUAUUUGUACAACUAUUACCUCUUCUACGAAUACUGAUAUUAAUAAUAUUCGAUCAAAAAUCAAUCAAACAAACACAUCAAUAUCCAUGACAUCAUCAUCAACAACAACAACAACAACAAUGCCCAUGACUACUAUCACUUCUAUACAUAAUCAUUCUCUUACUUGUAGUCAACAUAAUUUUCAUAAUACUAUUAAUACUUCAACUACAACAUGUACAGUUAAAUCAAUAAAUCAUCAACAAAUCUCAUCAAAUACUAUGAUUACUAACCCUAUGGACAAUAAUACUAAUCAUAAUAAUCAUGAUAAUAACCAUACAACUAGUACAUUAGAACGUAAUAAUUUAAAUAAAAAAUGUAAAUCUAAAAUGACUGAUGAAAUGAUACAAGAAAAACUUCGAAUGAUUGUUAGUAUUGGUGAUCCAAAUAGAAAAUAUCAAAGAUUAGAAAAAAUUGGUCAAGGAGCAUCUGGUGUUGUUUACAGUGGAAUUGAAUCAACAACUGGACGUCGUGUUGCAAUAAAACAAAUGAAUUUAAAAAAACAACCUAAAAAAGAAUUAAUUGUUAAUGAAAUUUAUGUAAUGAAAGUUAAAAAACAUCCAAAUGUUGUUAAUUAUUUAGAUAGUUAUCUUGUUGGUGAUGAAUUAUGGGUUGUAAUGGAAUAUUUAGAUGGUGGUUCAUUAACAGAAGUUGUUACUGAAACAUUAAUGGAUGAAGGACAAAUUGCAGCUGUAUGCAGAGAGUGUUUACAAGCAUUGGAAUUUCUUCAUAAAAAUCAAGUGAUUCAUCGUGAUAUUAAAUCAGAUAAUAUUUUAUUAGGAUUAGAUGGUUCAGUAAAAUUAACCGAUUUCGGUUUUUGUGCUCAACUUAGUCCAGAACAAACAAAACGUUCUACAAUGGUUGGUACACCAUAUUGGAUGGCACCAGAAGUAGUAACAAGAAAACAAUAUGGACCAAAAGUAGAUAUAUGGUCACUUGGUAUUAUGGCUAUUGAAAUGAUUGAUGGUGAACCACCAUAUUUAAAUGAAAAUCCUGUUCGUGCUCUUUAUUUAAUUGGUACAAACGGUAAACCAGAGAUUAAAGAACGUGAUAAAUUAAGUGCAGAGUUUCUAGAUUUCUUAGAUCGAUGCCUUGAAGUCAAUGUAGAUUUACGUGCAUCUGCAUUUGAACUACUUAAGCAUCCUUUUAUUGUACGACGUUCGAAACCGUUAUCCUCUUUAACACCGUUGAUUUUGGUCGCUCGAGAUCAAGCUAGAAAUCAAACACAAUAAUGUAAAAUGCCAACAUUUCAAUAUUAUCACUUUAUAGAAAAAGAUGAUGAAGAAGAAGUAGUUGUAAUGGUAGUAGUAGUAGAACUAUAAUUCCAUCUACUCCUGAUGAUGAUUGUGCGAAGUACUUUAUAUUCAAUAGGAUUUUGUUCAAUUGAUUAAUCUAUCCCAUUAUCAAUAUUCAUAUAAUCUUCUAUGUAUUCAUACUGUCCUUCAUCUAUCCAUCUAAUUACUACCACUACUACUACUACUACACACAUACACAUCUAUCUUCCAACUCUUUAACAUUUCAUCUCAUGAAUUAUGACAUUAUUGAUCAGUUGAACCAGUCAUUUGUUUCCAUUUGAGGUAAGUAAGGAGGAGGACGGAGGAAGGGGGGUGUUACAGAUGUAUGUUUUUCUUUCCUAAUCUAAUCUCCUUUUAAUUCUAUGAUACUAUCAUGUAAUUUUAGAUUAAAUUUUGAGUAUUGUGAACAAUCAAUGUAAAUGUGUAUGUGUGUGUGUUUUCUUUUAAUACCUCUCAUAUUAUUCUAUUGUAAAGUUAACUUAUGUAAUCAAUUAUUAUAUAAUAAUAAUAAUAAUAAGAGAAUUUACAUGAUCUAUCUAUUGAAGGAAACGCUUUUUUUUAGAUGGUAGAGCCCCCCUCACCAUCGUAUAAACAUGCAUACAUAUAAACAGGGAAUAUGAACUCAUCAUUUCAUACUUAACAACUAAACUUAAAUUCUCUUGUUACAUUUUCUUUUUUUUUUGUAAUGUUUAUCAAUUGACAACACAUGUCUUCCUCAACAUGUUCAUAAGUACGCACACGCAUGCACGCACAUGUGUAUAUGUGUGUGUGUGUGUGCGCGUAUGAAUUGGUGUAUUUUCAAUAGUAAAACCUGAUUCCUGUUGUUACUUGGCUCUUUUCUUUUUUUUUUUGUCUUUUUUCUGUUUUAAAGUAUUAAACACAAAAAAAACUUUUUGAAUUGCUCAUACCAAAAAAAGAAAGAAAUUUUUUAAAAUAUUCCGAUACUACUGUUUAAUGUACAUCGAAGCUAUACAUAUAUAUAUACAUGUUUUAUAUAAUUAUGCAAUAAUAUUUAACAAAAUCCACACCAUAUUACAACAUCAAACUUAUUUUUUAUGAUCAAUUUACACAGAAAGGAGGUCCUCUCUUUGUCUCUCCACCUCUCUCUUUCUUGUGUACUCGUGUGUGUGUGUGUAUGUGUUUUUUUUUGGGGGGGGGUACACUCGGGAUACUUAUAGAAACAUCGAUAUGUAUAUAUACACACAUAUAUUACACACUACAAGAUCAAUUCUCUGUGAAACUCAUUAUUUUCUUUCUUCUUCUUUUCGUUAUUUCCUCUUUUAGUUUCAGAUUCCUUUUCACGUUGGGGGGGGGGUGUCUUUCUUCUUAAAAUCCUUAAAGGUUGUUGAUAUUAUAUUAUUGUGUUUCUAAUUGGAUACGUAUUCAUGGUAUGAUGUAAUGCAAAUCAUGAUGUUGUUGAUGAUGAUUGCGCUUGUUGUCAAGAGGAAAGCCACUUUAUCAUAUGAUCACUGCUUGUUUCCACAUCAUUUAUUUAGUUGUCUCUUAUGAAGAGGUAUAUAUAUAUAUAUAUAUAUAUAUAUGUGUAAUUUUUUUCAAUUCCUGUGAUGAUUUUGACGUUUGUGUGUGUGAGAGAGAGAGAGGGGGGAGUGUGUGUGUGUGUGCGUGUUUGUGAAAAAGUACUCUAUUCUAUUACUUCUUUUCUGUUAUAUCACAUUAAUGAUUUUGUUCUUUUAAUAAUUUGUUUGUUUUGUUUUGUCUAUUUUGUUUCCUUCUAUAUUGUGUUGACCUUGGAAACUAAUUGAUUUUUAAUUUUUAUCUAAAUAUAAGUAAAAACAGGAAUAUUUAUACAUGCAUAUAUAUAUAUAUACUCAUGAUUGUUACUAGGCAUAGAUAAUCUUUAUGUCCGAUCGAUUCUUAUGAUAAUGUGAUUUGUCUCCUUAAGGUGUAAUUAAUCUUCACUUAAUAAUAAUAAUAAUAAUACGUGGGACCCCGGC
Messenger RNA from Schistosoma curassoni, 5767 nucleotides. NCBI's taxonomy places the organism in Eukaryota, Metazoa, Platyhelminthes, Trematoda, Strigeidida, Schistosomatidae. The record is from the annotation of a GenBank genome assembly.